Molecule: messenger RNA, 517 nt
Organism: Aphanomyces astaci
Lineage: Eukaryota; Oomycota; Saprolegniomycetes; Saprolegniales; Verrucalvaceae
Exons: 2
Coding region: 1-462 (153 amino acids)
Cellular component (GO): mitochondrial large ribosomal subunit
Molecular function (GO): structural constituent of ribosome
Source: RefSeq, a predicted model, not a curated record
AUGGCGGCGGCAGGGUGCUCCACCGAGGGGACUUCUCGUCGACUGCAAAGUCACGUCAAGUUGCUUCGGUCGAUGGAAGGAGACGAAAUGUUGCGCUGCGUCCGAGCUGUCACUCAACGCCAGCCGGUAGGUCGGUUGACGCGAGGCUAUGCUGCACCUGCUGCCAAGGCCCCUGCCAAGGCCAAGGACAAGAAAGGCGGCCCCAAGGUCGUGGACGAAGUGGUCGACGUGACCAAAUACGCCCCUGUGAACAUCCUCAAGGACAGCACGCACCCGGAAUUGAAAGCUCGUGAGGAAUACCCCGAGUGGCUGUACACGCUGUUGGAUCCCAAGCCGACGCUGGGAGAACUCGAACGCAAAGGAUACGACAACCUCGAAUCCAUGACGGACAAGCGGCGACUGAUCAAACUGUCGUACCGAAAAGCCAUCAAGGAAAAGAACGACUCCAAGUCCAAGAAAUAGAUUUGUAUAGGUAGAAUAAUGCACACGACAAUGGAAAUCAUGCUACUUGUCCAUA